UUAACGAGGAAAAAAACAGAAGGCUGUGCUGGAGUCCGCACUGCUGCUGCUGCUGCUGUGUUGGAAACAGUCAUAUGACUUCCAUUUCCUGGUACAGUCGGGCUCUAGUCAUCUGCUGCUGACUGAGCGUCCUUCUGGACUGUUUUCAUUUUCUUUCCUGCGAUUGAUGCCCAAACCAAAACGGCGAUAAUGUCCAGAUUCUCCGCAGUCGUGUUGUUUCUCUCGUUUGGAAUCGUGGUGCAGCUGACGCAUGGAAUUGAGGUGAAUGUCAUGCAAAAUGGCGAGUUGUGCCUCUAUGCCAACCUAAUGCUCAACUUCUCUGUCUCCUACCAAGUCGACGAGACACAGUUUCAGACUGUGACUUUUUCACUUCCUGAGGAUGCCAUAUCCGAAGAAAGUAAAUGUGAGGAGACGAGCUCCACCCUGAAGCUGAAGUUUGGUGACGGACACUUCUGGAGUGUGAACUUUACCUUAAAUGAAAACAGUUACCAGGCUGACGUCAUAACCUUUUCCUACAAUCUCAACGAUUUGAACACAUUUCCGAAUUCGGCAUCAAAUGAAAUACUCACAGUGACCCAGAAGCCUCAAAUGUCAGAAAUAGACUUGAAUACCUGCUACUUUUGUAAAAGUCAGGAUGUAGUCCAAGCAGGAGAAACCACCAUGACGCUGUGGGACGUCCUCAUACAGGCCUUCAUCACUAAAGGCACCCCAAGUCAGGACAUGACCCUUUGUGCUGCAGACUCUCCCACCACCACUACUACAACCACCACCGCAACCACCACCACCACUACCACCACCGCAACAACCACCACCACCCUUGCAACCACCACAAACGCAACCACCACCACUACCACCACCGCCCCACCUGCCACAAACACAACCACCACCGCCCCACCUGCCACAAACACAACCACCACCGCCCCACCUGUCACAAACACAACCACCACCGCCCCACCUGUCACAAACACAACCACCACCGCCCCACCAACCACAACCAGCCCUACACCGACCCUGCCCCCACCGAGCACUGGGAAGUACAACCUCACAACUCCCAAUAAUACAGUCUGCCUGUUGGCGAGCUUUGCUCUGCGAAUCAGUUACACUCAAGAUGGGAAAAAGGGGGAGCUGAAUCUGGAUCCCUCUGUCACUAAAGCCUCUGGACUGUGUGGCGAAAGCAGCAGCGAGCUGGAGCUGGUGUCUGAUCAAAUGACUCUGACAAUGGCGUUCACAAAUGACACAAAGAAAUUCCGUCUAAACUCUCUGAACGUCACCUUAAAGACCAGCUCAGGAGUGUUUGCUGACGGAAACGCCAACCUGAGCCUGUGGGAGGCGGCCAUCGGCAGCUCCUACAUGUGCAACAGAGAACAGAACUUCAACAUCACCAGCCUGCUCAGUCUCCACACCUCCAACCUGCAAGUGCAGCCCUUUGGAGUGAAAAAGGAUUCCUUCAGCACGGCACAUGAAUGUUCAUUGGAUGACACCAGCAUCUUAAUCCCAAUCAUUGUUGGCGCUGCUCUGGCUGUCUUGAUUCUCAUUGUAGUGAUCGCUUAUGUGAUUGGUCGAAGAAAGACCUAUGUGGGAUAUCAGACCCUCUGAGUUCACUCCUCAAUUGUCCCUGAAUGUCACAAGGGUUCCCAAGCUUUGGUCUUAAAUUACAGUUGUUUAAUUGGCUGUUUAAAGAAAAUAAAAAAUAAUAAAAUGUUAAUUUGAUCUGUAGUAAAAAACAAAAAAAUAGUAUGAGAAAUGGACUUGAAUAUCUGUUGGUAUUUAAGUCACCAUUGAUGGAAUACCAUGAACCACUUUUUAAAAUCAUUUUUGGAAUCCAUUCAGCCACUAAUGUGUUGCUGCUCUUCAUGUGGACCAAACUUGUUUAACCCCUAUGAUUUGUUUGCAUUUCAUUCCCUGUAUGUGUUGUUUCUUUUUUAUUUUUUUUCCCCGUUUAUGGGCAAGUGCAAGAUCCUCAAAAACCACCGUCACACAAAAUCUGUUGCUGAGUGUGCAAUAUGUACAGCGUGCAGAUCAGUACGACCUGGACAUUUCUGAAAAAAACUUAUUGAAACAAUGUUUAUUAAGUACCAAAAGGUGUAUUUCUCAAUUUUUUUCUGUUGGAUCCUGCACUUGUUCGACAGACUUUUGUUUAUUUUCGUUGUCCCCACAAUUUUGAAGAUGUAUUUAAAGAUUCAACCGCUUUGAUAGCACAAAUCGAAGCAGCUUUUUGUCUUUUUUUUGUUAAGAAUUUGUUAGCGAAGAUUGGGGAAGCUUCUGUUUGCCCUGUAGAUCAGGAGAAACGUUGCAGUUCGGUCUUCUUUAGGCGACUCAGAUGAGAGAAAAACACCUUAAAACGACAAACAGUUGAAGCUCAGCCUGAUUUAAAACGUGAAGCCAAAAGCUUGUCGGGGAUUUCAUCUGUGCAACUCAUGGGUAAAUCUAAAGGAGAGUUAAAGACUCACCUUUUUUUUUGUAAAGAAAAACCUGUUGGCAUUAGUAUCAGAAAAGGGACUUUGUAGAUCCUCUCAGCACAGAGACACUCUGUUAUGAUGAGAUUUACAUGAAAAUGCACUAAGACACUCUUACCUUACUCAUUCAUUUUCUCACCGGGUAAAGAUGUGGACUCCGCCUGCAUUUCAACCGCAAAGAGCGGGAAAACCCGCUGCAAAUAUUAGAAACAAUCAAGCUUAAGCAGGGCAUAGAUGAUCUGGAUACCGUAUCCAUGACAACCCAGUCACAAGGGUUCAUGUCAGCGAUCAGCUGGUGGCGAGUACCCUGAAAUUGGAGGCCUUCUACGCCGUGUUUGACAAAUUUAUCCAUCAGGGUUUCAGUGAUCAGGGAUAGCGAGCCAAAAAAUGAUGGUGACAGAACGGAGUAAUCUGUUUAUAAACUAUAGCAGGGUGCUGAGUUUUAAUUGCACCAAUCCAAGUCUUGUUGACAUUAAAUGUUUGAAGUUGCUGAUAUAUAUAUAAAAACAAGCUUUCACAAAUUGUUGUACAUGUGUUUGUGUAAUUGCUUCUGAUCAAAUACAAGCAUUGAUUUGUUUUUUCUUUGUAAUUGAGAUUGUGUACUUCUGCUUUGCAAAAGCUCGCCUGCCUUAAUUAUUUUGAUGGUUUUGCAGCACCAGUCAUUGUCAACACUUUGUAAAAUCUCGUUAUUUUCCAUCUGAGAGGUUCGUCCUGCUAACUCUGUUUUGUUUUAUGCAUUCAUUAACUUAUUCUUGUGUAUUUGGCUCAUCGAUUUAUUUCCUCCUGAACUUGUGGAGGAAAGUGCACAAGGGUUUAACAAAGGGAAGCUGUGCUGCAAGACCAUCUCUAUGUUCUACAGAGACGAAUGAUUUCAUCUGCUUUCUCUCAUGCUGAUUGAUAGCUGUAAUAAAUUUGGAUUUGUCUUUG
Oryzias melastigma (Indian medaka) is the source of this 3383-nucleotide messenger RNA. RefSeq names its product lysosomal-associated membrane protein 2 (gene lamp2). Gene Ontology annotation, cellular component: autophagosome membrane. Gene Ontology annotation, biological process: protein targeting to lysosome involved in chaperone-mediated autophagy; autophagosome maturation; cellular response to starvation. The record is from RefSeq and is a predicted model, not a curated record. The transcript is spliced from 9 exons. The coding region runs from base 190 to 1596 and encodes 468 amino acids. NCBI's taxonomy places the organism in Eukaryota, Metazoa, Chordata, Actinopteri, Beloniformes, Adrianichthyidae.